Messenger RNA from Trichobilharzia regenti, 767 nucleotides. Lineage: Eukaryota; Metazoa; Platyhelminthes; Trematoda; Strigeidida; Schistosomatidae. The record is from the annotation of a GenBank genome assembly.
CUUUCAUAUUCCUUUCUACCAUUACCCAUUCUGUUUCACUCUUAUACUUGUCAAACUCUAUUGAUUCUCUUCACUCAUCUUCUUGUCUACCUCUGUGUGCUAUUUGGAACGUGGCAACUCGAACUGCUGCACUUCGGUGCCAAGUUCUAUGUUGAAUCCAGGCAGACAGAGAGACAGGUAGGCUGUGAGCGUCAGGUGUUCACAUUCGUUCUUUCGCUUUUGUAGGCAACAUACUCACCGUGCAAAGUCACAAAGGCUAUGGGCGCGUGGCAACAUGACAUUUUGAGGAGAAGUUUGAAGUCUACCCACCCUCAGCUGUAUCACGUCAUCUAUGGGGACGGUUUUUAUUUUUUUAAUAUUACUUACAACGGAGAUUACUGAUUGAUUUCUAAAUUUAUUAAUUUCCAGUUUUUAUAUAGAUGUUAUUAACAAGUGUACGUUGUGGACGUUUUAUCCCAUGGAAAGGUGUACCUGGUAGUUUGUGGAGCGGUAAACAACGCAAAAUUCCGCGUUUAACUAAUGCACGUAAAGAAGCCUUUUUAAAUGAACUUUUAAUAUCACAACAAAAUCAUAAAUAUUUGGAAAAACCGUAUUUCAGCGAAGAGGUAGAAGCUGCUACAUUAGCUGAAGAGCGGAAACGUGAACUACAAAUGGAAGAUAAAAUAUUCUAUGAUCGUUAUGCACAACAAUUUAAUCGACGUUUUCCAACACGUCAAAUUGAAAACUUUUGGGAUAAGUUAUUAGUUACCAAGCGUUUCGAUGUUUAA